Molecule: messenger RNA, 321 nt
Organism: Staurois parvus
Lineage: Eukaryota; Metazoa; Chordata; Amphibia; Anura; Ranidae
Source: the annotation of a GenBank genome assembly
GCCCAUGCUGAAAAAGAAGACCACUGGGACUCUGUACUCCGGAUUGACGAGACAAAGAUAAAUGUUUUUGGAACUGAUGGCUUAAAAACUGUAUGGUGUCGCAAAGGUGAGGAGUACAAAGAAAAAUGCAUGGUGCCUACAGUAAAGCAUAAUGGCGGCAGUGUCAUUCUGCGGGGAUGCAUGAGUGCUGCUGGUGUUGGGGAGCUGCAUUUCAUUGAUGGUAUCAUGAAUUCACAGAUGUACUGCUCUAUAUUGGAAUAGAAGUUUUCCAACAUGACAAUUAUCCAGAACACACAUCUAAGGCCACUGUUGCAUUUCUGA